Molecule: messenger RNA, 2004 nt
Organism: Naegleria fowleri
Lineage: Eukaryota; Heterolobosea; Eutetramitea; Acrasida; Naegleriidae
Exons: 7
Coding region: 1-2004 (667 amino acids)
Biological process (GO): mismatch repair
Cellular component (GO): MutLalpha complex
Molecular function (GO): mismatched DNA binding; ATP-dependent DNA damage sensor activity; ATP binding
Source: RefSeq, a predicted model, not a curated record
AUGUUAGCCUCAUCACCAUCGGUAGGCCAUGAUGUAUCAUCAUCGGACGGUAAAAUAAAACCACUCUCGGAGGAAGUGAUUGCGAAAAUUGCUGCUGGAGAAGUGAUUGUUGCUCCAUCCAAUGCAAUCAAAGAGUUAUUAGAAAAUUCAUUGGAUGCUGGUGCUGAUUCUAUAACCGUUGAAGUCUCCGAUGAUGCAGGAUUGAAAUGUUUUAAAAUUAAAGAUAAUGGAUGUGGUAUUGGAGCAAAAGAUUUAGAGAUUGUGUGUAUGCGGCACACGACAAGUAAACUUUCAUCCUAUGACGAUUUAAAAACAAUUUCCACGUUCGGUUUUAGAGGAGAGGCUCUCAGUAGUGUGAGUCAAUGUGCUCACGUGACAAUAAUAUCAAAAACACAAGAACAAGAGUGUGCUAUUAGAGCUUCAUAUAAGAACGGUCGUCUGGAUGGAGCUUUGAAAAAGAGUGCCGGUAUAAAAGGAACAUGUAUUACAGUGGAAAAUCUAUUUUACGACAACAAAACAAGAAGAGAGGCGAUCAACAAGAGCACUGAGAUGAAAAAGAUUACAGAAAUUACUCGAAAUUAUGCUCUAUUCAAUACAGGAGUCAGUAUUACGUUGAAAAAGUUGGAUGGAAAGCCAAUUUUCCAUACUGAUACAAAAAGCACGGUAAAGCAAAAUAUAAAAACAUUAUUCAACAGUAAAAUAGAAAAAGAAAUAAUGGAUGUGGAUAUAAAGAACGACAAGCUUGAAUUGACAGGAAAGGGAUAUUUCACAAACGUCAAUUUCAGCUCAAAAGAAAAAGAGUUCAUUAUUUUUGUCAACAAACGUUUAAUCUCUCACAGAGACCUCAAGAAGGCUGUUCUAAGUGUUUUUGAGCCUUACUUACCAAAAGGUGGCCACCCUUUUGUAUUUUUAAGCCUCAUGUUAAACCCCAGAAAAGUAGAUGUCAACUUGCAUCCUACUAAAAAGGAGAUCCUCUUUUUGGAUCAAGAAGCAAUAAUAGAGGAAGUGAAAGAGACAAUUAGAAAGAAGUUGUUAGGCUCAAACGAGUCAAGAGUAUUUGAUAUUGCUCAAAAAAUAGCCUCGCCACGCCCAUCCACUCAAUCUUCCUCACGUUCCAAACCAUCAACACUGCUGUCGAAUGAAGAUGAGGAUGGAGACUACGUUGUAGUACCUGCUUCCUCUAGCUCUUUCACACAAAAGGAACAACCCAAAAAUAAGGUCAGAACAUCAUCUUCAGAUCAAACAGGACAAAUGGAACGAUAUAUCAAUCCCCAUAAAAGAGCUGUUGCUGAAGACAAUCCACCAGCUGACACAGAACCAUCUGUGAAAAAACGAAAGGAAACUGCUGCUGAAAACACUGACUCACAGCAUGAUGAUUCAAACGAAGAGGACGUACACAAAUUGGACAGUGUCAUUCGAUUAAAAGCAGAAAUCAAUGCAGAUACGCACACAGAGCUGAAAGCUCUAUUGAAAAAAAAGCUUGACAUUAGAGAGCUUGUUAAGGCAACAGAAAUUGAUAGCUUAGCCGUGACUGAAGUAGUUUCUCAAAUAUCCACUCACAGAGAACUAUUGAAAGCAUAUUUUGGAAUUGUAAUAACUGUAGAUGAUAAGUUACAAGCAUUGCCACACAUUCUCGAAAACUAUAUUCCUCCACUUCAUAGACUUCCAGACUUUUUUUACAAUCUCGCCACAAAAGUUGAUUGGAAUGAAGAGCAAGCUUGUAUUAAGGGUAUUUCGAUACAAUUGAGCAAUUUUUAUGGCUUGUGCGAAAGUUAUGAACUCGAAGAACUGCAGGAAAACUCCGACAGCCAAAUGAGUAAUGAGUCAUCAACCGGUGCAACAUCUUGUAUUUACACAAAAGAGAGACUACAAUGGAUCACAGAACAUGUCAUUUUCCCUUCCAUUAAGUUGACUUUCAAUCCACCAAAUGAAAUGGUGAACGAUGGUUCUGUGAUUGAAAUAGCAAACUUGCCUGACUUGUUCAAGAUAUUUGAGAGAUGUUAA